UCUUUUUCUUUUUUCCCUCAACUUGAUUGCAGAUUGAAAGGAACACAUCAUGGACACUGUCCCGGACAUCUUGAAAGUGUCCAUUCUCGGACGAGAGUCCAUUCACUGCGGUUUCCACUUGAUCCCAUACAUUGCACGUACAGUGCUCACCACACUUCCUGCAUCUGUCUAUGUUCUCGUAACAGACACAAAUGUAGCCCAGUUCUACCUCUCUGCCUUCGAAAAAGCUUUCAGUGCAGAGAUCAACAAGCUUUCUUCCGCCAAACCGCGUUUCCUCUCCCGUAUUAUCUUACCUGGAGAGACGACAAAGUCUCGUGAAGGAAAGGCCGAUAUCGAAGACUUUCUCCUUCUCGAGCGCUGCACUCGUGACACCGUCAUCCUCGCUCUUGGUGGAGGUGUCAUUGGUGAUCUUGUUGGUUUUGUUGCUGCGACCUUCAUGCGUGGUGUACGAUUUGUUCAGAUCCCUACUACGCUUCUUGCAAUGGUGGAUUCCUCCGUGGGCGGAAAAACUGCCAUCGACACCCCUGCUGGCAAGAACCUCAUCGGCGCGUUCUGGCAGCCAGAAUACAUAUUCAUUGACGCUGCAUUCCUCGAGACCCUUCCUGAACGCGAGUUCAGCAAUGGUAUGGCUGAGGUUGUCAAGACCGCAGCGAUAUGGGAUGAAACCGAAUUUAAUUCCCUCGAAAACAACGCUCAAUUAAUCUACAAUGCUAUUCGCACGCCUUCCACAGGCUCUGCAGGUCGUCACAUUAGCACGCGCUCUACCUCUCAAUCUCUCCUCCUCUCCGUCAUCCGAGGUAGUAUCUACGUCAAAUCCCACAUCGUCACCAUCGAUGAACGCGAGACCGGACUCCGUAACCUUGUUAACUUCGGACACACCAUUGGCCAUGCCAUUGAAGCCGUUCUGACGCCACACAUGCUUCACGGAGAAUGCGUCAGUAUCGGUAUGAUGUUUGAGGCGGAAGUCGCUCGGGGAAUGGGCGUAUUGAAGCAGGUGGCCGUCGGAAGACUCGUGAGGUGUCUGAGAGCAUAUGGGUUGCCCGUAAGCUUGGCAGAUCAGAGAGUAAUCAGAUGUCCUGGUGCUCGCGACCUUAGUGUCGACAGGCUCCUAGAUAUCAUGCGCGUCGAUAAGAAAAACUCCGGCCCACAGAAAAAAGUGGUCAUUCUCUCCCGUAUUGGAGCCACAUACGAGCAGAAAGCGACAGCCGUUGACGAUGCAGUCAUUGCCAAAGUCCUUUCGGAGGCUGUUACGGUCAAGGUUGAUCUCAGUGCUACUUCGCUGGGAACACAACAUGUCAAGAUGGCGACGCCGGGCAGCAAGAGUAUCUCUAAUCGUGCUUUAGUGCUGGCUGCGCUUGCGCAGGGCACGUGCAGAUUGAAGAACUUGUUGCAUUCGGAUGAUACACAAGUGAUGAUGGCGGCAUUGCAAGAGCUCAAGGGCGCUUCCUUCACGUGGGAAGAUGGGGGUGAAACGCUGGUAGUCACAGGCGGCGCAGGAGCUCUUCAAGUCCCCACAGCAGGACACGAAAUUUACCUUGGGAAUGCAGGCACCGCUGCACGCUUCCUCACCACUGUCUGCACGCUCGUGUCUCCCUCCGCCGCUGCCAAUUCCGGGACCAUCACUGUCAUCACAGGCAAUGCUCGCAUGAAACAGCGGCCUAUUGGCCCUCUUGUAGAUGCCCUACGCGCCAACGGAUCUGAAAUUGCCUACAACGAAUCCGAGGGCUGCCUGCCACUAAGCAUCGCGCCCAAAGGACUCCAAGGCGGCGUGAUCCGUCUCGCAGCAAGCGUGUCGAGCCAGUACGUCAGCAGCAUCCUUCUCUGCGCGCCGUAUGCAAGGGAGGCGGUGACUCUCGAACUCGUGGGUGGCGCUGUUAUCUCACAGCCAUACAUCGACAUGACAAUCGCGAUGAUGCGCACAUUCGGAGUGAUUGUCACGCGCGACCCAGGAACCGACGUCUACCGAAUUCCUCAGGGCACAUACGUGAACCCCGCCCAAUACGCGAUUGAAAGCGACGCGAGUAGCGCGACGUACCCGCUUGCUAUUGCUGCCAUUACGGGGACAACAUGCACGCUCGAGAACAUCGGAAGCGCAAGUUUACAGGGUGAUGCUCGUUUCGCCGUAGACGUCCUUGCACGCAUGGGGUGCGAUGUGGUGCAGACUGCAAAUGAGACGACCGUCACUGGUCCGAAGAGGGGCGAGCUGAAAGCGAUUGGAGAGGUGGAUAUGGAGCCGAUGACGGAUGCGUUUUUGACAGCGUGUGCCCUUGCUGCCGUUGCGCAGGGCGGGGAGGGGAAUACGACAAGGAUCGUUGGGAUUGCAAACCAGAGAGUGAAGGAGUGUAAUCGUAUCAAGGCAAUGAUUGAUCAAUUGGCCAAAUUCGGCGUGCAGACCAAAGAACUGGAUGAUGGACUCGAGGUGUACGGUCGCCCAUUCAACACCCUCACCCGUGGCGCGAGCAUACACUGCUAUGACGACCACCGUGUCGCGAUGGCGUUCAGCGUCUUAAGUACCAUCGUACCCGACACAAUCAUCGAGGAGAAACGUUGCGUCGAAAAGACAUGGCCCAACUGGUGGGAUGAUUUGGAGAACAAGAUAGGCAUCAAAGUUGGGGGCAUCGAGCUCCCGCAUGCUGAGAGCUCCACCGCUGCUACUUCUGGGACACCCUCCCCUGCAGCCUCUGCAUCCGUGAUCCUCAUUGGCAUGCGCGGUUCAGGCAAGACACACGUCGGAACACUCGCGAGCGCUGCUCUCUCUCGCCCAUUCAUUGAUGCAGACCAUUUCUUCGAAGCCAAACACAACAUUGGCGUACGCGAGUUCGUACAUGCCAACGGGUGGCCUGCAUUCCGUGCUGCAGAGGCGGAAAACUUGAAGCAGAUCAUACAGGAGGCUGGAACAGGACACGUGAUCAGCAUGGGCGGUGGGAUUGUGGAGACUCCUGAAGCCAGGGAUAUUUUGAAGAACUAUGGAAAGACGGGCCCGGUCGUGCAUGUCCUGAGGGACAUCGAGGAGAUUGUGAGCUACCUUGGCGAUGAAAACGCACGUCCUGCGUACGGCGAGCCGAUUACCGAGGUAUUCAAACGUCGGGAACCAUGGUUUAUUGAAUGUGCCAAUUACGAUUUCAUCAACCAUAUAACCGCUGACGGCGGCGAGGCAACCAACGCAGAGAUCUCUCGUUUCUUCAAGCACAUCACAGGCCAGCCGAACCUCGCGGGGAAUGUUGCUGCUGGGAAGCGUAGCUACUUCUUGUCGCUCACAUAUCCUGAUGUGGUACCCGCUUUGCGCCACAUGCCAGACCUCACAACGGGCGUUGAUGCUGUAGAGUUGCGUGUAGAUCUACUGCGCGCCCCUGACACACUAGGCUCCAUCCCUUCUCAGGCUUACGUUUCCGCACAGGUCGCUUCACUACGCCGGGCGACAAGUCUCCCAAUCAUAUUCACCGUGCGCACGAUAGGCCAGGGCGGCGCGUUCCCGGAUAACUCGGAGAAAGACGCGUUCGAGCUCCUUGGGCUUGCGUUGCGACUUGGAGUGGAGUAUGUUGAUGUGGAGAUCUCUGCAUCUGAGAAGCUCAUUACAGAACUCGCCGCUCGCAAGGGAUUCUCCCAAAUCAUCGCAUCGUGGCACGACUGGAGUGGAAAGAUGAAGUGGAACGAAGAUGUCGUGAGAAGCAAGUACACGCUUGCGAGCCGACUCGGAGACAUUGUGAAGAUCGUCGGAAAGGCGGAUACUUUGCAGGACAACUUUGCGUUGCAUGAUUUCGUUGCGAGGGCUAACCUGCAGCGGGGCGCAAAACCGAUCAUUGCGAUCAACAUGGGCGUGGAGGGUCAGAUGUCACGUAUACUGAAUGCGACUUUGAGCCCCGUGACGCACCCUCUUCUUCCCUCGAAGGCAGCACCUGGUCAGCUUUCCUUUGCGCAGAUCCAGAAGGCGCUGAACCUGCUGGGUCAGCUUCCUGCGAGACGCCACUUCUUGUUCGGAAAUCCCAUAGCUCAUUCCAUGUCCCCGACUCUUCACAACACUGGAUUUGAGGUCCUGGGGCUUCCCCACACUUAUGAGCUUCUCGAGACAGUCAAUGUUGGUGAGGAAAUCAAAGCCACCUUGGCUGCUCCUGACUUUGGAGGCGCCUCUGUUACCAUUCCCUUCAAACUCGACGUCAUACCCCUUCUUGACAAGCUUUCGCCAGCCGCUGAAGCUAUCGGGGCUGUGAACACCAUUAUACCCGCCAUCGAAGGAGGAAACCGCAUCCUCCGCGGUGACAACACCGACUGGCUCGGCAUUCGUGAAUCCAUUCGCUCUCGUGCGCCAUCCAUCGGCGCGCCUACUGCCGCCCUCGUUAUCGGCGCAGGAGGGACUGCCAGAGCCGCCAUUUUUGCGCUUCAGUCCUUGGGGGCUCAACGCAUCUACCUGUUCAACCGAACUGCAAGCAAGGCGCAAGUGCUCGUCGAAGCGUUCCCUGACGCCCCCGUCAAGCUGAUCGAGACGCUUGAUGUCUGGCCUGCUGAGGGACCUGCACCAACUGUCAUCGUAUCCACCGUCCCAGCAAGUGCGACAACUACCGACAGCACUAACCCAGGUGCCGUACUCCUUCCGCUGGCGUUGUUUGACGCGACCGUGAACGGCGUGGUCGUGGACAUGGCAUACAAACCCGCAGAGACACCUCUUCUCACGCUCGCGAAGAGUGCAGCUCCCAAUUGGGCGAGGGUUAUGGGGGUUGAGGUGCUUCUGGAACAGGGUUAUGCGCAAUUUGAAACUUGGACGGGACAGAGAUGUCCGAAGCAUGUCGUGUCGAAAACUGUGUUGGAGAAAUAUUUUGCAGCUGCCUAGGUGGAUCUAUGUCUGGAUUUGGAUGUUAAAAGGUUGUUGAUUAGCUUGGUAUCAAUACAUGUAUGUUGUACGAUCUAGAUGGCUAUUGAUGCACUUUAUUUCAAAGUUCCGGACUCUCUACUACACAGGAG
Suillus discolor is the source of this 4956-nucleotide messenger RNA. Its product is annotated as EPSP synthase-domain-containing protein. The transcript is spliced from 7 exons. The record is from RefSeq and is a predicted model, not a curated record. Gene Ontology annotation, molecular function: 3-phosphoshikimate 1-carboxyvinyltransferase activity; 3-dehydroquinate synthase activity; shikimate kinase activity. Bases 50 to 4825 code for a protein of 1591 amino acids. Gene Ontology annotation, cellular component: cytoplasm. NCBI's taxonomy places the organism in Eukaryota, Fungi, Basidiomycota, Agaricomycetes, Boletales, Suillaceae. Gene Ontology annotation, biological process: aromatic amino acid biosynthetic process; chorismate biosynthetic process.